Molecule: messenger RNA, 2431 nt
Organism: Diorhabda sublineata
Lineage: Eukaryota; Metazoa; Arthropoda; Insecta; Coleoptera; Chrysomelidae
Gene: fusl
Exons: 4
Coding region: 277-1479 (400 amino acids)
Biological process (GO): clustering of voltage-gated calcium channels; neuron-neuron synaptic transmission; neuromuscular synaptic transmission
Cellular component (GO): presynaptic membrane
Source: RefSeq, a predicted model, not a curated record
CUAGUAGUUUAUCUGUAUAUAAUACACAUCAAUGACCAUUCAUGAAUUUUACAUUAAAUUUUAACAAAACGAAUCGUCAAAUACAAAAAAUACUUCCUAGUAAUACAGAAGAGCCCAUUUAAUGUUGACAUCACGUGUUACUCCCCCACUAACGUUCUAACUUAGGGCGACCUUAGAACGAAUAUUGUUGAUAAGUUAGUGUAAAAAAAUCGCCAAAUCGAAAUGUCCUCGUUAGAAGACGUUUAGUAUACAAAUGUGAUUUGUCGGUUCGGUAAAAUGAGGGGUAGUACCGCGGGGUUACCCGGUACAGUCAUUAACGGGUACAACACUUCGUACUACAACAUAUUAACUAUUUUGGAUUUGUCGUUCUCUUUAUUCGUUAUAUGCCCUUGCGUGGUUGGCUACUGGAGGGGUGUGUGGUUAUUAAUGGACAUUUACUUAGUCGAUUUCUCCCCCUCACAAAGUGGACUAAUUUCUGUUAUAAUAGGACUGAUAGGACACGGUGUUUUUACUUGUUUUCAAAAAUUUUUCGAAGAAAAACUACAUCCGGAUAAAAACAGGGUGUUAUAUUACGUACUGUCCAGAUUGUAUACUCUAUGUUUUGGAUUUACUUGUGUUAACGGCUGGAGGGGUCCGUGGGAGCUUCUGGAUAUUCCCUAUAAAACGGAUGUAAUGUCGAUAUGUGCUACUACCGGUGUGGGAAUUGUGGCCCUUUUAUCGAUGAGGGGGUUGAGAAACGUUAUUGCUCCACCAUUCGUUAUUGUUUGUGAUGAUGUUCAAGGAUAUUUUGAAGUUGCCACUAUGUUUAGAACGAUGGGAGAGAGAACCUCAUUGUAUAUAUUAGACUGUCUAUUUUCCAUUGUGAUAGUGGGAACUUUAGUUGUAUUUGUAUGGAGAGGAGUUUGGUUACUGGUAGACGUAUUUCUUUUUCCAGAUGAUUACCUAUUUUCAAACUGGAGCAGUUUGGUGCUGGGAUACUUUUCAGUUGGGAUAGCAUUUUUAUUACAACCAGCUAUGAAAUAUUUAUGUGAAAGAUUAACUGGUGUUUCAAGAUUACUAGUGGCAGAUAUAUUCAUUUUAUUCGCUUUAUUCGGUACUGUUAAUGUUUGGCGAGGAAUUUGGAACCUUCUUAAUAUAUAUUUUUUACCAGAUAAUUUAGAGCUGAGUGGUUGGAUAACCCAUUGGGUUAGUCUGAUCGUACUGUUUCUCUGUCGUUGUUCCAAUUCCUUAUUGGUUCGUGGAGUUUACAUAGAUGCCGAAGAACCUGGCGGUGAAUGCGCAGUUUUUCCAUGUUACUAUUUAAGAAUCAUUUUCAUGAAAAAGAAACUGAAGAAAAUGAACCUAAACGCGUAUAAUUUAAAUGACACUAUAAAAGUUAAUCAAAAAGAAGUAGAUAUGCAACACAACAAUCACGUAGUGAAUAUUAACACUAUUAGUAGUAGUAUUCAGGAUAGCAAAGAUUCGAAACCGACGAUUUGAACGUCAAAAGGAGUAUAACCAAAAAUAUUGUGAAAUGUAACGAUUAGUUAUAAGUAUUAUAGCUAUAAUUUGAUUUUAAUAACUAGGACUAUUGUAAAUAGAUAGAAUAUUAUUUAAUAGUGGAUAAAUAAUUUAUUUCUACAUAUUUAAAGCAUAGAUUCGUCUACAUAUUGUGAUAGUAUUGCAAAUCUUUUUACUCGUUAGAAAUAUACUGUAAUAGGUUUAAACCGUUUCGUUCUAACGCAGAUUAUCAUUAUACAAAUUUUCGUAUACAUUCAAAUAAAUAAUUUAUAUACAGGGUGUUUCUGAAUUCGUGCGACAAAAUUCAGGUGAUUGCUCGUAUGAAAUCGAGAUGAGUCUUUCCUAUAACCUUUCCUCAGCCCACCCCUUUCUGAUUUAUCACCCUAAAAUUGAGUUUUUAUUUUCCAUGAUUUGGCUAGAGGUGGUAAGAACAUUAUAAAUGAUGGUGUUUGUUUUUUUCUCCGCAGCUAUUAGUUUUAAAACAAAUUAAGAAUAAAAGAUAUUUUAAAAAAAAAAACAAGAAUUUUAAGUUAUAAUUUUAUUUCAUAAAACUUGAAAAAGUCUUGGUGUGAAAUAAAUUAAGGGUUGGGUAAUUUUAUACUUUCGCGACCCCCAUCGUUUUUUGGCACUAGGAAAUCGAAAAAUCAUCCGAUUUUUUUUAAAAUGUUCGUUAUAAAAACUUUUACUGGUUUCAGGGUUUUAAAUGUUCAUGAAAAUGCACUAAUUCACGUAUAAUUGUUGAUAACUUUUUUCCAAAUAACAAAAUGAAGUUCUUAUAUUUUUUUAUAAUAUUAUAUAUUUGUGUUAUAUUAUAUUAUAUUUUAUUAAAAAUAAUAACAAUUUCUCUUAAUAUUGACCUUUUCUCACAUAUAAUCGUUUGGACCUUUUUUAUUAAUUAAUCAUUUAAGUUAUAAGAACAAAACAUUCUUAA